This is a messenger RNA of Jatropha curcas, 1363 nucleotides long. Its product is annotated as mitochondrial outer membrane protein porin 2. Gene Ontology annotation, biological process: monoatomic anion transmembrane transport. Lineage: Eukaryota; Viridiplantae; Streptophyta; Magnoliopsida; Malpighiales; Euphorbiaceae. Gene Ontology annotation, cellular component: mitochondrial outer membrane. The record is from RefSeq and is a predicted model, not a curated record. Gene Ontology annotation, molecular function: voltage-gated monoatomic anion channel activity.
UGCAUUUGUUUCUUUCUCAUACAAAAUCACAAAUAAACUAAAAAGAAAUAAAGAAAUGAAAGUUUGCCCCAAAGAAUGUAAAAUAAAAAUUAGAACCCCCGAAAUGAUGGGGUUUUAAUAAACCUCGCUCUGUCGUUCCUCUGUAAAAACCCCAAAUUUUUAUUCUCUUUCUGCAAUCACUAUGAGCAGCAAGGGACCCGGGCUCUUCUCUGACUUCGGCAAGAAAGCUAGAGAUGUACUCUUCAAGGAUUACAGCACCGACCAGAAAUUUGCAAUUUCUUCUUGCGCUGAAUCUGGAGUGGCUAUCACCUCAAAUGUGGUUGAGAAGGGAGGUCUGUCCAUCGGGGAUGUGUCAACACAACAUAAAUUCAAGAAUGGCUCACUUGAUGUCAAACUCGAUACACAAUCAAACAUUCUAACAACCCUCAGACUCACUGAUUUCCCAUCAUCCACAAAAGUCAUUGCUUCUUUAAAAUUGCCGGAUUACAACUCUGGGAAGUUGGAGGUACAGUAUUUUCAUCAACAUGCCGGUAUCACUGCAGCUGCUGGAUUGAACCACACGCCAAUUGUUGAUUUCUCAGCAACUAUUGGUACUCCCACCAUUGCCUUCGGUGCUGAAACUUCCUAUGCUACAGCUUCUGGUGAAUUUUCAAAGUAUAAUGCUGGUGUGAGCUACACCAGCCCAGAUACCAAUGCUUCAGUGAUUUUGGCUGAUAAAGGAAACUCAAUUAAGGUUUCCUAUCUGCGUCAUCUGGAAAUGAUGAAUCAGCUUACUGUAGUUGGAGAGAUCAACCGCACAUUUUCCAACAACGAGAACACAUUGACGGUUGGAUGUUCUUAUGUAGCUGAUCCUCAGACUGUGCUGAAGACAAAGCUAAACAAUCACGGCAGUCUUGGAGCUCUUGUACAGCAUGAGUUUAAACCAAAGUCCUUCCUAACAAUUUCUGGUUCCUUCGACACGAAAGCCUUGCAUAAGAAUCCCAAGUUUGGGUUGGCACUCUCUCUCAAGCCUUGAUCGUCUAUACUUAAUAGCAACAGGAAUGAUCAUACCAAUUUUAUUUUAUACAACUUGUUUUAAUUUUCUCCCCUCAUUGAGGCAUUUUUUUAAAAAAAAAAUGGCUCCAUAUUUUAAAUUCCUUUUGAUAGGAUUUUUCAUUCCGCUUGCUUGAUUGCCCAAAGUCAUUUAAUUGCUGUCGACUAGGAUAUCUGCUCGGUUUUUGUCGAGGUUUGUUUUAUUGACUUUACUUUGGAGAGAUGCACCUUUUUUGUCCCUACUCCCUUGGUUUCUAGGUCCUAUUUCAUUAUGAUGUGACUGUAGAAUUCAGAGAAAUAUGAAAUAUCAUAUGCUUGAUUAAGGGUCUCA